AUGACAGACAACGGCCUAAAAUCACGUCUGGCCUCUGUCCUCCCAAAAGGCCACGACUUUACAAUCCUCCACAUUUCAACGCCCCCUACAAAGACCGAUCCUCUGUACUCCCCACCACCAAACGAACGGCCCGAGCGAACGUACUGCGAGAACCAUUUCCUCGCUGUUUCAAUCGAUGCAGACGGCAAGCAGGUCUUGGUGCUAGGUGUCGAGGUCUUUGUCUACACGACUGCUCGAUCGACUACGUUGUUUGUGUCAAAGGCUGAUUCGACGGGCUAUCUGACGCUUCUCAACCUUCCCAAGGGGACACCGAGUCCUAUUCGUGAGAUAUGCGCCACGUUUGUAGGAUUCCUCGUCGAGAAGAGGAAGAGGAAGGACAUACAAUUCAUCGUCAAUUUAUUCGCCCGCGCGCAAGACCAGUAUCUAUUUCCCGGAAGUGUCGAAAAUAAGGGCAAGCAUGUCCUCGAUGAUCGCGGCCUUAUCAAGUGGUGGUGUCGCGUGCUCGAUCCCCUUCUCGGGCCAGCACCAAAAUCGGUAGAAGCACCAUGGAAGAGUUCAAAAGGAUACAUCGUCGUGCCGGGAUUGGAACCAAAUGAGAUUCGAGCAAUGACACCUCGAAGAACAGACACUGCUUGGGAGUUUACGCAUCCGCUUGAACGAAUAUCGCAUUAUUACCGGGAAUUUGACUGGGUACCGCCGCGAUGUCUGAUCCCACACUUUCCUGACGAUCCCAAAUCACGAUUCCGAGAUGAGCUUGAUGAGGAGGCUGCGAGUUCGCAGGCAAUGAAGAUGCAGGGUAGCUGGAAGAGUGUCAAGACUCUCGACAUGUUUUGGGAAAUGAUGGCUUUCCGACAAGAGUGCUCCAGUGGGCGCAUGACGGGAUUUAUCUGGUUGGUCUUUGACGACAAGGAACCAGAACCAACAGCAAACGAGUCUUUUCCAUCGACAAAUCCGCCAUCAACGCCAAAGGCGCAGCGGAUCGCUCAAAUAACGCCAACCACAACACCUCGAAAGCUCUUCCCCAGCAAGAAACAACCAGACACCAAGCAGAAGAAAAAGAAGCAGAAGAGAAAGCUCACAGGUCCCAUCAUUCCUCGAAAACCCCAGAUCAAGCGGGCCAAACACAAUUAUCUGCUCGAUCGCCCUACAAACACAGCAUAUUACUCAUGGACACCCGAAGGUCGCGGUGAGAAGAUUGUCGAUGAGGCAACCUACAAGCGUAUUGUAGAUCUCCUGCUACACCUCGACUUUGCCACCCUCAACAAAGCGGUUGGUAGUACACGCCGCUGGCUGAGUGAGGGCGGAGGCGGUGGUGACUGGGGCGUUACUGUACCCGGUGCACGCGAGACGCCAACUCAAACGGCACACGACCGCGAGAACGGCGUGAACAAUCUCACGAGUCUUGUCAAGAGAAAACGAACUGACUCGACCGUUGAUGAGUCUCAAAACAAGUUUAAUGUCCUUGGAGAGGGCCUCGUCAAGAAGAAGCCGAAAGAAGAGUCCAAGGCUGUAAAUGUACUUUCCACUGGUCUGAUUAGAAAGAAGCCCAAGGAGUAA
Fusarium musae is the source of this 1557-nucleotide messenger RNA. RefSeq lists its product as uncharacterized. Lineage: Eukaryota; Fungi; Ascomycota; Sordariomycetes; Hypocreales; Nectriaceae. Gene Ontology annotation, biological process: DNA damage response. The record is from RefSeq and is a predicted model, not a curated record. The coding region runs from base 1 to 1557 and encodes 518 amino acids. Gene Ontology annotation, cellular component: nucleus. The transcript has a single exon. Gene Ontology annotation, molecular function: histone H3K56 acetyltransferase activity.